AUGGCGAUCCACCUCUCCGGUCCCGUCCCUUCUGCCACCCUCACUGCCCAGCCGGACACCACAUCUCUGAAAGACAACACUAUUCUGGUGACCGGCGGGGCCCAAGGACUCGGCAAAGAGAUCGCCAUAAAGUGCGCCGCAGCCGGUGCGCGCGUCACCAUCGCAGACAUCGACGUCACCAAAGGCAAGGAUCUGGCAUCCACUCUCGGCGAAAAUGUUCAAUUCAUCCACUGCGACGUGAGGCAGUGGUCCGACCAGGUCAGCGCCUUCAAGGCCGCCAUCCGCUUCGCGCCAAGCAGCGAGACCCCGCCCACCACCCUCGACCACGUCGUCAUCAACGCCGGCAUCAUGGACAAGCCCUUCUUCAUCGGCAACGACCCCGGAAUGACGAACCUGGACGAGGACCCGCCCGAGCCGGACACCAGGCCCAUCGACGUCAACACCAAGGGCGCCAUGUUCAGCCUGAAGCUGGCCCAGCUGUACAUGAGCUCCCCCUCCGCGCCAAAGGCCUCCCCGAGCAGCGUCGUGUUCAUCCUCAGCCCGCAGUCCUACGUCACGCUGCCGGGGAGCGUCAUCUACGGCGGGUCCAAGUUCGGUGCCCGGGGGCUGUUCCGGGCCUCGCGGGUGCCCUUUGCCAGCAAGAGCGUGCGCGUCAACGCGCUUGUGCCGUGGCUGAUGGAGACGGGUAUGAACGAAGGGCCCGACGGGGUCUCGGAGGUGCUGACGGGCCUCGGGGUGCAGUUCGUCUCGGUCGAGGCCCACGCGCGGAUGGUCAUGCGCUUGCUGGCGGACGAUGGUAUCGUGGGUCGGGCUGUGGCUUUGUUGCAGCCCGAGGGGGAGGCGAUCGCGGAUGUCGAGGAUGAUGACUCUGGUGGUGAUGGGAUUAGGAAGUAUUGGGAGUUGUUUCACGGAGGGUGGCCUGGAACGCGGGAAGCUCGUCAAAAGAUGUAUGGCAUGAUGGGCUUCCAGGAUGACAAGGACAGGUUCUGA
Diaporthe citri is the source of this 990-nucleotide messenger RNA. RefSeq lists its product as uncharacterized. The record is from RefSeq and is a predicted model, not a curated record. Lineage: Eukaryota; Fungi; Ascomycota; Sordariomycetes; Diaporthales; Diaporthaceae. Bases 1 to 990 code for a protein of 329 amino acids. The transcript has a single exon.